Messenger RNA from Trichogramma pretiosum, 1343 nucleotides. Its product is annotated as zinc finger protein 91-like. Bases 246 to 1343 code for a protein of 365 amino acids. The transcript has 3 exons. NCBI's taxonomy places the organism in Eukaryota, Metazoa, Arthropoda, Insecta, Hymenoptera, Trichogrammatidae. The record is from RefSeq and is a predicted model, not a curated record.
AGUCUCCGUCGCUCUCUCCCGGGUUCUGUGUGUCGUUUGUCGCCCGCGACGACGAUCGCGUUACAAAAGUGUCCCUCUCGUCACAUGGUGACCGGCAUUCGGCAUGGACUGAUCGGUUGUUUUUUGUCGUUAUCGUUCCUUCGACUGGUCUUUCGAGCGAUUUAGUGAUUUUUUUCUGCGAGUGCGAGUGUUUUCGAAGACGAGCUUAAAUAUACAUACAAGUGCAAACGAUAAGGAUCGGAAUCAUGAGAGCCCUGAGGGAGGAAAAAAUUGCCGAUCUCGAGAGCAUCAUCCUGUCGAUGAUCGACCAUUACGACGAGCCGCACGAGGACGCAGAGGACAGAGGCAGCGAGCUGCUCAGCGACUCGCUGAUGAGAUGCAUCGAUUUCGGGGACGAGAGCAACGGUACCGGUGCUGGUGGUAGUGAGCUCGAUGAUCUGCUGCUGAUGGGUAUCAAUUCGGAUGGGCAGACGAACGAUAGCUGCGAGGACGAGGUUGUUUCGACGACGACGACGACAUCGAACCACGAAAGUCUGACCGAGGAAAUUCAAGUGACAUGCAAUAAUCACCGCAACUGCAUCGAGCCGACGGAUUUCUUGCCUAUUUUGCCAAAGAUUACGACGACGACGACGACGACGAGGCAAGGUCUCGCCGAUUUCAAGACUGAAAAAAGCACAACGUCCGGCAGUGGCAGUAGCAGAGUCCAACGACCGCGACGUUUCCUGGUCAUCGAGAUGGGCUCGGGCCGUCGACUCUACUCGUGCAGCGAGUGUCCCCUCGGCUUCCUGGAGGCCGGCGAUCUCGAGGCGCACCUCGUCGCGUGCCAUCCGGAGCUCGAGCGUCGCCACGUCUGUCGGGAGUGCGGCAAGGCGUUCGCGGCGCCUCGCCACCUCUGGAAGCAUCGCCGCGAGGUGCACCGUUUGGCGGCCCAAGUGGACCUGCAUCAUCGCUGCGAGCAGUGCCAGCGAGGCUUCAAGCUCGCCGACAAGCUGCGACGACAUCGGGCCACGGUGCACGGCUUGAUCACGACUGGAAGAGGAGGAGGAGGGGCAGCAGCCGAGUACAGCAACAAGUACCAGUGCGACGAGUGCGGCAAGUGCUUCAAUCGGCCGGACAAUCUGACGCAGCACAGGGCCUACAGGCACGCGGGCAAGUUUCGCACCUUCGAGUGCCGGCGCUGCGGCAAGAAGUUCGGCAAGAUGGGAAGUCUGAAGAGGCACGGCGCCGACUGCUCCAGGGACGAGAAGCUCUAUCUCUAUAACGCUGGGUUGCGAGUGACCCAGCAGCAGCAACAGCAGCUCGCCGAGGCAACUGUCGCCGGUUUGAUCUCUAAACCGAUUUAG